This is a messenger RNA of Venturia canescens, 4983 nucleotides long. RefSeq names its product integrin alpha-8-like. Gene Ontology annotation, molecular function: integrin binding; metalloendopeptidase activity. The coding region runs from base 607 to 4962 and encodes 1451 amino acids. NCBI's taxonomy places the organism in Eukaryota, Metazoa, Arthropoda, Insecta, Hymenoptera, Ichneumonidae. The transcript has 26 exons. Gene Ontology annotation, cellular component: integrin complex; external side of plasma membrane. The record is from RefSeq and is a predicted model, not a curated record. Gene Ontology annotation, biological process: cell adhesion mediated by integrin; cell-cell adhesion; cell-matrix adhesion.
AACGAUUAUCCUAGAAAAUAUUUAUUAUUCAUUUUUAGAGAAUUUGUGGAGAGUGAAUAAUUCGAAUUUGAAUUUAGUCGAAAUUUGAAAAUUCUCCGCGUCUCCCUGUAGAAAGGGCUAGCAAAAUUCAAAUUAUUAUCGUUUUCUUGGAGGUUAGACAUUAAUCAUUGCUCAACUGGCGUUUAUUUUCCAAUCAAGAGCAAAAUAAUUAUCAAACCGGAUGGACACAACAUGGCAUUACAGAUCACAUUCAAAAAUUGGUAGUUUAGUUUGUCUGCGUUCUUUGAUUACAAAGCCAUCUGAAAUCAAUGUUACCAAGGAAAGAAUCCGUCCAACUUGGUUGCAUCUUAUCACUAUAUUUUUCUCUAAAAGAAUGCUCUACGCUGCAGCACAGUACACUUUAGCAGCGGGUGUAAUGUUUCAGUACCAUACAUAUUUGGGAUUCCACUUGCUCCUUUUUGCAGCUUGCAUGAAUUACGUCUAACUAUGUAAAAUUUCAGUCUUGCAGGCGAGAUUUUAAUUUAUUUAAUUUUACAAUUCAAUCUUUGUUUCGUUUCAUUGAGAGUAUUUUUUUAACUGUAACAUUUCAAUUGUUCUCUAUUUAAAAUGUUGCUGAACUCCCUCAGAAUUUGCAAUGUUCCUCGAAUGGCCUUCAAACUUAGAAUAUCCUUUCGAUCCAAUCGAGAAUAUCAGUAUUUAACUCGUCGUACUCACACUGUAAAGCCUAUUAAUUUAUAUACAAAAAUCAAAGAUUGUGCAAUAGUCCAUCAUUCAAAAUUUCACACUACACGAAAACUCGAUAUCCCGCCUGCUCUUGCCUUUCUCGUUCGCCCUCUGGUUAACGUCGCAGCCUUUCUCUUUGGACGUUAUUUCAAAAGAUGGUGGGCCAGACUGACUCCGACUCAGAAAGAAAUGUACAAAAAAUGGUUUGCUUCAAAGAAAGGUGUUUUUCUAGGCAUUCUUGGAGCAUUUUUCUCAGGAGUGGGCCUGUAUUAUGUCUCGCAUCUUGAAACUGAUCCAUUGACAAAUCGUCGUCGUCUCAUAAUUCUCAAUGACAAGCAACAGGCAGCUCUUGCCGACAUAACUUAUCAAAUGAACUUGGAAAAUGUCAAGGACAAAAUCGUCUCUCACAGGCAUCCAGGAUUCAAGAGGAUCAUGGCAGUCGCUGAAAAAUUAUUAAAUGCUAACAACGACUUACCGUUCGUAGCUGAUGAAAGUUGGACUUUACAUGUUCUCGAUGUAGAAGGAGAAAACGCAUAUGUUUUGCCUGGUGGACACAUAUUCGUUUAUUUAGACUUUUUGAAAUUAAUGGAAAACGAUGAUCAAAUUGCUAUAAUAUUGGCACACGAAAUUGCUCAUGUUCUUCUCAAGCAUGCGAUCGAGAAAGUUUCGUACGGAAUAAUUUUAGAUAUUUUGUUAAUUAUACCACUGGCUGCGCUGUGGGCAAUGUUUCCUGACCUUCUAGCCUUUUUUCUACAAAGUUUAGCCAAAUCCUUGCUCGAGGUUUUCCUGCAUUUGCCCUAUAGUAGAGCUGUGGAGAAAGAAGCUGACGAAGUCGGGCUUGCUUUAGCCGCCAAGGCUUGUUUCGACGUUAGAGAAGCCGUCGUUUUCUGGGCAAUGAUGAAAAGUCUAGAAGAAAUGAGUGGCAAGCUUAAAGAGCUUCCCAUCGUCUCAACCCACCCGAAUCAUGCAGAACGUGAAAAGUUGUUGAACUCUAAAAUGUCGAAAGCUCUAGAGUUACGAAUGCUGGCAGGGAAAUUCGUGUUUCACCAUUUUCGGGCUGCGGGGGUGAAAUUUACCAUGAUAAAAAUACUGCUGCUGCUUCUUCUCCCGAGUUUAUCAUCCACUUACAAUUUGGACGUAAGUCAUCCCACGGUGCAUCAACCGACUGCUAACUCUCGAUCCGGAAAUUCGUACUUUGGAUACAACGUUAUUCUUCAUGCGAAAAGUCAUACAGCAAUAAAUGGAUCAACAAUUCGGGAAUCGUGGGUUAUCGUGGGAGCUCCAAAAGCGAAUUAUACGAGGCAACCAGAUCAUGGAAACGAAAUAUCCAACGAACCAGGCAUGGUUUAUCGUUGUCUCCUAAAAGGUUCUUGUUUUCCUAUCAAUGUCACUAAUCCUGACGACGAAGUUGGAUUCAUCGAGCAAGUGCAGCUAAACACUUUGAUCGAUAAAGACCACGGUUGGUUUGGGGCUGCUAUUUCGUCCCAUGACGACAGUGAUUCUUUGACCGUAUGUGCCCCCCGGACUAUUGUGAAAAUUUACAACACUUUUGCAAUUGUAUACCAAAAUACAAUGCACGGGGUGUGUUACAACGGAGGAUUGACAUCCGGAAGCUUGCAAAUUGAAGAUAAAAAUUUCACGACUUUCGAAUUUUCUUCAUCUUUUUGGUACAAUCCUCUAAAUGGGUUUUCUGUGCAUUAUCCAUCGCAGACAAAGUCGCAAUCUCGUCCGAUUCGCCCGAUAAUUGGAUCACCGAAGCACGAGCUGUACGGAUCCGUGCGUGAAAUGGGUCAACAUAAACCUACGGAGUUACCGGUCAGCGAUGAUCUCGCACAAUUCGGGUAUGCUCUGACCUCGGGCCAUUUUUUCAACCCGGACCAGAUUAUGGUUGCUGCUAGUGCACCUGGCUGGCAAUACGUUGGACAGGUAGCAGUUAUGGAUCCACGAACAGAACCGAUGGCAAUUGUAGUGUUGAUCGAAGGCAGUGUCACCGGGGAAUUCUUUGGCGCGAGUCUUGCUUCCGGAGAUUUGAAUAAAGACGGUCUGGACGAUUUGAUUGUCGGCUGUCCUCACUGGAAAAAUGACAACGGCAGGGUUCUCAUUUAUUUUGGUCACAAAGGGGGGUUCUUCGAACCUGAUGUCGUCUUGGAGGGAAAAGUGGUCGACGGACUCUUCGGAUACUCCGUAACUUCCGGUGAUCUUGAUGGUGAUGGAUACGAUGAAAUUAUCGUUGGAGCUCCUUGGGAAGAAUCGGGUGUAAUUUACGUCUACAACGGUGAAGCAAAGCUUCAGGAAUUUAACAUGCUCGAAGCUUCGCAGAAAAUUGUUGCUACCAGCGACGAAUUUCAGCGAUUUGGAUUUUCUCUCUCAAGGCCAGUUGACAUGGAUGGCAAUGGCUUUUCAGACCUCGGUGUGGGUGCCUACGCUUCUGGCCAUGCAAUUGUCCUUUAUUCGAGACCAGUUUUGAAAACCGAACUCACUCUGACGACGUAUCCAUUAACUUUGCCUAGAAAUUCAACGAGUUUUAUCGUCGAAGUUUGUGUCAGCAAUUACAUAAAUAAUAAACCAUCCAUGUGGCCUUUCGAAUGUGAGGCAACGGUAGACGAAGAUUUUAAACGUGUUGUCUACAAGUCGAGCAAUAAAAUGGUUCUGACGUGGAAGAAACCUCCGCAUGGCAAAGCAUGUGACAAUACAACGUUUUAUUUAUCGACGGGCAGUCGUAACUUCAUCGACGUUAUUGAAAUCGUUGUAAUUCAUCGACUUCUGAACAGUUCUUACGUUUCUCAAUUGCACGUCGAAAAAUGUGAACUUUGUCCCAUCGAGUAUAAAGGCUCUCACUCGACCGUGGCCCGCACGAAGCUUCCUUUCGACAUUGGCUGUGGAAUGGACGACAUUUGUCAGUCUUUUCUAUUCGCUAAACUUUCGUUGGCGAACGUCAAUGAUUCCACUUGGAUCAUUGGUUCGGAUGAUCUCAGUUUGGAACUUGUCAUCGGAAAUCACGCUGAACCGGCUUAUUUGGCGACUGUCAAAUUUUACAUUCCAAAAGGAAUUACACUGCGAAGUAUUUUGCCUUCGUGCCAAGAAGAUACUGACGGAGAAACUUUGCUUGUGAUUUGUGACAUUGGGAAUCCGUUAGGAGCAUUGAUGCAGAAAAAAGUGAGCCUCGAUCUGGACAUGAAUCGCAUGCACAACGGCUCAACCGACGGAACCAAGCUCGAUUUUCGAGUGGACAUAAGCACUCGAAGUGUAAAUCGAGGAAUCGUGUCAAUUGCAACUCCUUUGCUUCUCAAAGCUAACGUUUCUGUGGCUCUAACAGGAAAAGCCCAUGACAAUUAUUACUUCAAUCAUCAGAAUGAAAAACCAUCGAACGUGACGUUUCAACACACGUACCAAGUUUCUCGUUACGGUGCAACCCCAAUCUUCGAGGCACGAAUUUCCGUUCGGGUGCCUUAUAAAAUUGGAGACUUGGAAUUUCUGACAAUCACAAACAAGCCACGAGUGGCCGUUUUGGGACGUUUCCACGAAUGUUCGGUGGAGGCCGUAUCAAUUUCGCCGCCUCAAGUACCCAUGGACAAAACAAAUACCAAUAAAUUUGAGGAAAUGCUUCAAUUGAAUACUUUCGCAAAUCAUACAAGAAAUCGACGAGCAUUGAAAAAUGUCCCGACUUUGAACACGAAUGCAAUGAUGCCUCUUGUGCCCCUCGAUUUGAAGGGACCGACUAGCUCUGAAAAUAAUAUUCGUUCGGACUUCUACACAAUAUCGGACCGUUCGAACGCUGCUGAAGUUUAUUUGAACUGUUCAACUCCGAAUGUCAAAUGCGGACGAAUCGUUUGCAACUUGGCUCACUUGAAAUCAUCGCACGAUGUUGGAAAAUUGCAGCUGAAAUUUCUCAUAGACAAUUCCAAAUUCACAGACGAGGCAGAAGAGAAUGGAAAAUUCAUUUACUUUUCGACUGAAGCCAUGCUGGAAGUUCUGAGUCCCACGAUGCAGUUCGACGUUCCCGGCACUGGGAUUGUUGUGCCCGUAACAACGACUUUCCACCGUGCCCAAGGUGUGAAAAACGUGAGCAUCUGGAUAAUCCUCGGAUCAGUAUUGUUGGGACUUCUGACGCUGCUCGUGUUGGUGAUAAUUCUCAAUAGAAUAGGAUUUUUCAAAAGGAAACGAAAAGAAGAGUUGGACGAAUUGAAGAGCAGCGAUGACAUUCCCCUGGCGACCGAACUACUUUCGUGCAAUGAAUAAAACAACCGAUUCGUCACAUUU